Messenger RNA from Sordaria macrospora k-hell, 2928 nucleotides. NCBI's taxonomy places the organism in Eukaryota, Fungi, Ascomycota, Sordariomycetes, Sordariales, Sordariaceae. The record is from RefSeq and is a predicted model, not a curated record.
AUGGUGCAGGCGCCCAUGAUCUCGGUGCCUCUCAAGGCCACAAACGAGAUCGACUGGGUUGCUCCCCUCAAGAACUACAUCCAGAACACGUACGGCGAUGACCCGGAGCGCUACGCCGAAGAAUGCGCGACCCUCAACCGGUUGCGCCAGGAUAUGCGAGGCGCCGGGAAGGACAGCACGUCCGGAAGGGACCUGCUCUAUCGCUACUACGGGCAACUCGAGCUUUUGGAUUUAAGAUUUCCGGUGGACGAGAAGAACAUCAAGAUCUCAUUUACAUGGUUCGACGCUUUCACCCACAAGCCCACAGCGCAACAUUCGCUCGCUUUCGAAAAGGCCUCCAUCAUCUUCAACAUCUCCGCCGUUCUAUCCUGCCAUGCGGCACACCAAUUGCGAACCGAGGAGGCGGGACUCAAGACGGCGUACCACUCGUUCCAGGCCUCGGCCGGCAUGUUCACCUACAUUAACGAGAACUUCCUCCACGCGCCCUCUUCGGAUCUUAGCAGGGAAACGGUCAAGACACUGAUCAGCAUCAUGUUGGCUCAGGCGCAAGAGGUCUUCCUUGAAAAGCAGAUUGCUGAUCAGAAGAAGAAUGGUCUGCUUGCCAAAUUGUCUAGCCAGGCGGCUGCUCUCUACGCGCAGGCUGUUGAAGGUGUUCAGGAAAACGUCACCAAAGCCAUUUUCGAGAAAGUUUGGCUGUCUAUGGUCCAGAUCAAGCUCAACUUCAUGAACUCGCUAGCUCAGUACUACCAAGCCCUCGCCGAUGAGGAUGCCAACUCUGCCCCCGAACUCGAAUCUGACCUCCGACUGCGGACACAUCCUGGCAGAUGCGACCAAGAGACACCUCGCAACAGUCAAGGAAAAAACGACAUGAUCUACCAUCAACCUGUACCUGCGGAGGCCAGCGUUACACCAGUCCCCAAGCUGCCGGCUGCGAAACCGAUUCCCGUCAGCGAGCUAUACGCCGGCCAGGACAUUCAACGGAUUACUGGCCCCGACCUUUUCGCGAAAAUUGUACCUCUUGCGGUCACCGAAUCGGCUAGCUUGUACGAUGAAGAGAAGGCCAAGCUGGUGAGAGCGGAGACGGAGAGAGUAGAGACCGCAAACAGCGAGAUGGCGGCUAGUUUGGAUUAUCUCAGACUUCCAGGCGCUCUUCAGGUUUUGAAGGGAGGGUUCGACCAAGAUAUCCUUCCCGACGAGGAUUUCAGGACGUGGUGUGUGGAUGUCGCGGACCACGAAAAUCCCCACAAGAUCUUCGAGUAUCUUCAUACCGAAAAGCAGGCCAUUUCAACGAUACUGGAUAAGAGCAGCAGACAGUUGGAUAUGGAGGAAAGCGUGUGUGAAAAGAUGCGGUCGAAGUACGACGCGGAAUGGACACAGCAGCCGAGCUCAAGGCUGACUACGACGCUCAGAACCGACAUCAGGAGGUACCGGGAGGCUUUGGAGGUGGCAGCGAAGAGCGAUGGGCAACUUGCGACAAAGCUUAGGGCCAACGAAAACGAGUUGGACGAGAUGCGCCAGGCCGCGUCACAUGGAGAGAUCGAUGAGUUGUUUCAGAGAGCGGUCAAGAAGCUGCGAAAAUCGAACCCGAAUAGCCCUGCCACCGUCGAGCCGAAUCUCUUGGAUGCCGAUUUUGAUGACGGUGGCCCGAGUGUGGUUGAGCAGAUCCAGAAGGUGGAGGAUAUUCUGAAGAAGCUGAGCUUGGUGAAGAAGGAGCGUUUGCAAGUACUACAGGAUCUGAAGGCAAAGGCACACAGCGAUGAUAUCUCCCAAAUCCUCAUUCUCAACAAGAAGUCGAUUGCGAACUAUGAGCAACAACUCUUCCAGCAGGAACUGGAGAAGUUUAGGCCUCAUCAGAACCGCCUCGUACAAGCAUCGCACAAGCAGGCUGCUCUUAUGAGGGAGCUUACAGUGACAUUCAACAACCUCCUUCAGGAUAAGCGAGUUCGUGCCGACCAAAGCCGAUACGAGUCGGUACAGAGAUCGCGCGCCUCCGUUAUUAACAAGUACAAGCGUGCCUACCAAGAGUUCUUGGACCUUGAGGCGGGUCUGCAGAGUGCUAAGAACUGGUACAAGGAUAUGCGACAAGAGGCCGAGAGCCUAGAGAAGAACGUAGAGGCUUUCGUCAACAACCGUAGAGCUGAGGGUGCCCAGCUUCUCAACCAGAUCGAGCAGGAUCGGGCCGCCAACAAGAGCUCGCACGCCGCGAUGGAACAAGAGCGGAUGAAGAACCUCAUGGAGCGCUUGUCCAUGGACCCAUCACCGACUUCCCCUAAGCCUUCAUCGGGAUCAGGAGGCCGCCCUACACCUGCUCCCUUGUCGUUCGCUCCUGCAGCUGUCUCCAACACGCCAUUGACAGCCUACCAAAAGGCCAACUUUUCUACCCAGUAUCCCGCCUCGCCGCCAGCUACGCAGAUUGCCCAUAACCCAGGGCAACAACAAGGGCCAUACCAACAAUAUGACCCCAGCUCCCUCGGCCGCAUCCCCGGUCCGGCCUCCCCACCUCCCAACCAAACAAGCUUCAACAUUGGUCCCGGCCGCCACCCUGCCUCUCCGCCGCCGACGCAAACCUCCUUUGCCCAGUCUCGCCCUUACAGCCUGACGACGUACGGCAAUCCCUCGGCACUGAACCCUCAGGGUGGGCAACCUCAACCGCCGCAACAAUCGCAGCCCGGAGGAUACGUCCCUCCAGGCUUCGUCCCACCUCCGCCACCGCCGGGACCCCCACCGCUGGGUCCUCAGCAGACGGUGCAUUACGGCGGAAACGAGUAUUAUGCUGGUAUGGGAAAUCCGGGCAUUGGAAGGCCUGGGUCGGCGCAGCAGGGACCGCAGGGGCAGCAAGGGUGGGGUCAACCGCCACAGCAGCAGCAGCAGUAUCAGCAGCAGCAACAGGGAGGUGAUCCAUGGGCUGGGUUAAGUGCUUGGAAGUGA